Molecule: messenger RNA, 676 nt
Organism: Rhipicephalus sanguineus (brown dog tick)
Lineage: Eukaryota; Metazoa; Arthropoda; Arachnida; Ixodida; Ixodidae
Source: RefSeq, a predicted model, not a curated record
ACAAUGGGUUCUUGCGAAUAAAAAGUAGGAAUGCUUUAGGCGGACAAAGAUAUCUGCGAGGUAUAUGUUCUAGUUUUUCCAGGGAGGCUUCAGCGCACGAGUCCAAGGCACGUUGCCAGUAGUUAGCCAAGGACUACUGCAACAGCGGGCGUUGUUCAAUACAGCAGGAUCACUCAGUGCUUUCGGAAGCGACAGAGGGCGGUCAUCUGCCAUUGGAGUUGAAGAAUGGAAAAUGCAAAAUUUUGUCUUUGGCUCACGUGUCUUUUCACCCUUUUCUGCCUUGGAGAACAAAUACAUGGUUUUGGAUUUAUAUUUAAGCGAAAGGCCUCUCGGAAGACUGUAAGAAGGUUGCUGAAAGACAAAGAAGUGCUCCUUAUAAGCCGCGGCAUAUAUGGACGACCAGAUUAUCCUAUGUGCGUGCAAUCACGCUCACUUGGAUUAUAUGAACAGAGAAUUCGUGCCAAUUUCAGCUAUUAUGAAAAAGAUUUACAGGACCUGAGGACACAAGGACACAGGAUAUACCGAGAUACAUACAUUGAUAUACCGCAGGGAAAGAAGAAAAUAAUGAACGUAUCUGCCUAUAUAGUGAAUCAACAGUUGGACACUAAGUUAUCUGGACACUUCCUCCUAUUAUAUUCCAGGAAAACCUGCUUUAUUGUGGGCACAGAGAAAAACG